Messenger RNA from Epinephelus moara (kelp grouper), 4944 nucleotides. RefSeq names its product collagen alpha-5(IV) chain-like. The coding region runs from base 1 to 4929 and encodes 1642 amino acids. Gene Ontology annotation, cellular component: collagen trimer; basement membrane. The transcript has 51 exons. Lineage: Eukaryota; Metazoa; Chordata; Actinopteri; Perciformes; Serranidae. The record is from RefSeq and is a predicted model, not a curated record. Gene Ontology annotation, molecular function: extracellular matrix structural constituent.
AUGGGGAGGCCAGUGUUUGAAGUUCCUCUGAUCCUGUUGGCUGUGAUGUUGAUGGGCACUGGGGCCAACAAUUGUGUGUGCAAUGGAAGAUCAAGGUGCCACUGUGAAGGAGUGAAAGGCAGCAGGGGAGACAAAGGUUUUCUAGGACUUCCAGGUCCCCCAGGGCCAGGGGGCCGUCCAGGACCAGAUGGUCAUGCUGGACUUUUGGGACCAAAGGGCAACACUGGGCCCAGUGGACCUGUGGGGCCACAAGGCGAUCCGGGACCUGAAGGCAAAGAAGGAUUUGCUGGCUCUCAUGGUUUGCCGGGUAUUCCAGGUUUACAAGGACCUCCGGGACCUCCAGGAGCUCCAGGCUGCAAUGGAACAGAUGGAGAGGAUGGACCUCCUGGUGUUCCCGGGGCCCACGGGAUUGAUGGACAUGCAGGUCCACCUGGUGCACCUGGGCCUAAGGGGGAUCCAGGUCCCCCUGGACAGCAUGGACCACCAGGGGACCCUGGACCAUGGGGCCCUGUUGGGCUUAGUGGCCGUCCUGGGGCUCCAGGAUCUAAGGGACAAGAGGGUAUAGGUGGUAUCCCAGGACCUCGCGGACCAAAGGGGAGAACAGGACCGCAAGGACCACCGGGGCCACGGGGUCGGAUCAAGGAGUUUUUAACCGAGAGUCUUGUGUUAAAGGGUGAAAAAGGAGACAGAGGAGAUGUAGGCAGAAAAGGCUGCAAGGGUGAACCAGGAGACCCUGGCUAUUAUGAAAAAGGAGCAAAGGGGGACAAAGGAGAGCAUGGUCCAGAUGGUAAGCCAGGGAAGGAUGGUGGCCCUGGACGAGACUUUAGGGGGAUUCCUGGUCCCAGAGGUGAUCCAGGAUAUCCAGGGACACAUGGAGAGACGGGUGAAAAGGGAGAUCGGGGUCCCCCCGGUCCACCUGGAGAUCCACUCAAAGGAUACCCUGGAGAUCCUGGUUUACGAGGCCCACCUGGGCCCCCUGGGCGUCAAGGUGUUGAGGGAUUUCCUGGACCUGACGGACCUCCAGGCCAUUCAUCUGGGGAUUAUGUGCCUGGCCCACGUGGUUCCAAUGGCUUUCCGGGCAGCAAAGGAGACCCUGGGGAGCCUGGGGAUAUUUUUCCUGGACUCCCAGGUCUAAAUGGGGAUGAUGGGGAUCAAGGGCCUCCUGGGGAUCCGGGCCCGCCUGGACCUCCUGAAGACAGAACUAACAGGAUUACCAAGGGUCUCCUGGGAGCGAAGGGAAUGAUGGGUGCACCUGGACAUAUGGGACAUGAUGGGAUGUAUGGAAGGAAAGGAGAGAAGGGGGAGCCCUGUUAUGAGUGUAUCGGAUCAGGAUCCCCAGGACCAGCGGGUCCACGCGGUCCACCAGGCAUCCCUGGAUAUAAUCAAGGACCAGGUGCUAAAGGUGAUCCAGGCAUUCCAGGACCUCCUGGCCUACCUGGAAGCCCAGGUCCUACUGGUCAAAAUGGAUUUCCAGGCCCUCCAGGACAAAAGGGAGACUCAUAUUCCUACAGCACUCCUGGGAUAAAGGGAGAGCAAGGUGACCCAGGACAGCCUGGCAGGCCUGGUACAGAUGGCCUCCCUGGGUUUCCUGGGCUGCCAGGUCGCAAAGGUGAUCAAGGGCUUCCGGGGGAUUCGUAUCCCUUCUUUGGUGCAUUGGGGGACCAGGGUUCCCCAGGUCUACCAGGGCCUUUAGGCAGUCCUGGACCUGUUGGCUACCCUGGGCCAGUGGGAUAUGGGCCUACUGGAGUUCCAGGAAGUAAGGGAGAUGUUGGGGUACCUGGCCUGCCAGGACAGGCUGGAUUUCCAGGCCAAAAAGGUGAACCUAGCUACGUCUACACGAAAGGACUUCCUGGACCACGUGGAUAUAAAGGCCUGCCUGGUCCACCUGGAAGCCAAGGUAAGCAUGGAUCACCAGGUAUCCCAGGAACACCAGGUUUUCGAGGACAGAAAGGACAAAGCGGGGAGGUGUCAUUUCCUGGAAGGCCGGGGUUGCCGGGACAAAAAGGUGACAAGGGGCAGCCAGGUCUUCCAGGCUAUUCAGGUAGGGGCUUGCCUGGUCUGCCAGGUCCACAAGGCCUUCCUGGACCCGCAGGACUGAAGGGUGAUGGCGGCCCUGGAUACCCUGGACCCCCAGGACCCCCAGGGCCUUCAGGAGCAGACGGAGAUCAGGGGCCUGUUGGAGAUCCUGGGAUCCCUGGCCCACCUGGGAUCACAGGACCAAACGGCAGUCCUGGUUUUCAAGGAGAAAAGGGAAUGAAAGGUUCUGUAGGGCCCCAAGGACUACCUGGUAGUAAAGAUUUAUGUAAAGGUGAUCUUCCUGGACCAAGGGGACCACAAGGACCAGAUGGUUAUCCAGGACUUCCAGGACCUAAUGGCUCCCGCGGUGAGAAGGGGAACCCAGGUUUGCCAGGGUUUGGUCGUCCUGGUGUACCCGGUGAACCUGGUUUUCCUGGGCAGUCAGUGCCAGGCCCACCUGGGCUCACUGGACAAAAAGGGAUCAAAGGACAGAGCGGCCCGCCUGGUCAACCAGGACUGAGAGGAGACCCUGGACCAGAUGGGUCACCAGGAUAUGGACCAAAAGGGGAAACUGGAGUUAUAGGACCACCAGGCCAAAUAGGUGACCCGGGCCCAGACGGAGCCAGAGGUCCCUGGGGUCCACCAGGCAUGGAUGGUGACCCAGGUCCCAUGGGUCCUCCAGGCAUAUCAGCACAACCACUGCAUAUUUUUGGGCCCCCAGGGGACCCUGGUGAUUUGGGUUACGCUGGCCUGCCUGGUGCCCGUGGAGAUAAUGGAGGUGUUGGACCAAAAGGGCUGAGAGGGGUAAUUGGAGCGCCAGGGAGUCCUGGACUAAGAGGUCCCCCAGGUGAUCCAGGUGUUGAUGGAACAGUGCUCUCAAAAGGAGGUCGAGGACCUCCUGGAGCUCCAGGAGACCCGGGAGUCCAAGGGCCUCCAGGCCAAAACGGAAUAAAAGGACAUCAAGGAAUCCCUGGAGGGCCAGGUCUAGAUGGUGUACCAGGUCCAACUGGUAACAAAGGAGUUAAUGGAGAGCCAAAUUACAAUGGAUAUGGACCGCCUGGACCAGUAGGACAAAAGGGUGAACGAGGAUUAACCAAUACUUAUGUGAUGAAGGGUCAGAAAGGUGAACCUGGUUCUUUUGGACCUUCAGGUUUACCAGGAAACCAUGGAGCCAAAGGAAACCCUGGGCGUUUAGGACAAAAUGGUUCCCCAGGCUAUCAAGGGCUUAAAGGUUCAGAUGGGCCUCCUGGAGGCAAAGGACAGCGAGGACCCAAUGGACCGCCAGGUGACCCAGGCCUGCCAGGUGGCGGCAGUUAUCCAGGUCCUAAAGGCAACCAGGGCCGGGAUGGGAUCCCUGGACCACCAGGGCAGAAAGGAGAGACUAUCAUAAUAGGAGGGAAACCAGGCAGACGUGGUAACCCAGGUCAACAAGGCCCCUCCGGAGACCCCGGUCCCCCCGGCUUUCCUGCUACAGGAAGUCCUGGGCCAAUAGGAGACGUAGGAUAUCCAGGUGCACCCGGGGUAACUGGUGUGAAAGGACUACCAGGAAGAGAAGGGGCUUGUGUUGCUGGUCCCAAAGGAGAGCGCGGCCGUCCUGGUCCGUUUGGCCGCUCAGGCUGUCGUGGUGUACCUGGCCCUCCUGGUCCCACAGUGCCUGGGUUAAAAGGAGACAAAGGGGACCCAGGUCAUACAGGAGGUCCAGGCUAUAGUGGACUCAGAGGAGAUCAAGGCCCUGAGGGUCCACCAGGUCCAAGGGGCAGACAUGGAGACCCAGGACCAAAAGGUGAUCCCGGUCCUCCUGGAAACUAUGGGCCCCCUGGUGGCAAGGGAGACCCUGGAUACAUCCCAGGCCCUCCUGGUCCACCUGGGGUGAAAGGAUUUCCUGGACGACCUGGCUUAAAAGGUGAACCAGCAUUUGUCAGGGUGAUAUAUGAACCAGGACCUCCCGGCUCACCUGGUCCCCAUGGCAAUCAAGGAUCCCCAGGGAGCACUGGACCAGCAGGACCAGCAGGCCCACCAGGUCGGACAGGCAUCAAAGGAGAGCGCGGUUUCACGCCAGACGGCCCGCCCGGAUUUACUGGCCACAAAGGAAACAAAGGCAGUGCAGGGCUGCCAGGUCCACCAGGCGCUCUUGGAAAACCAGGCAAAAAGGGUCCCCCAGGGUUGCCAGGCAGAGGUGGUCCAGGUUAUGUCGACAGUUUCCUCAUAGCCAGACACAGUCAGAGCACCAGUGUGCCCGACUGCCCUCAUGGCACCAGCCGCAUCUACUCUGGUUACUCCUUCCUCUUCAUCAACGGAAAUGAGAGAGCUCAUGGUCAGGACCUUGGCACCACGGGAAGCUGUCUCCCUCGUUUCUCCACCAUGCCCUACCUGUUCUGUGACACAGAGAGUAACUGCCGCUAUGCUUCACGUAAUGACUACUCCUACUGGUUGUCCACUGACACUCCUAUGCCUGCAAACAUGGUUUCAAUCACAGGGAAUAAACUGGCCUCCUACAUCAGCAGGUGCUCAGUGUGUGAAACCACCUCCAAUGUCAUAGCCAUCCACAGCCAGACAACGCUGAUACCUGUAUGUCCACAAGGCUGGGUGUCACUAUGGACUGGAUACUCAUUUGUCAUGCAAACGGGCGCUGGAGCAGAGGGCUCCUCCCAGCUCCUGGUAUCUCCUGGCUCGUGCCUUGAAAGUUUCCGCCAAGUGCCCUUCAUCGAGUGCCACGGCAGGGGAACGUGUAACUACUACCCUGAUUCUUAUAGCUACUGGCUGGCUUCCCUAGACCCUAACAGCAUGUUCAGUAAACCUGUGCCUCAGACAGUGAAGGGACCUUCUCUACAAAGCGUCAUCAGCCGCUGUCGAGUCUGCAGCAAACAUCAGCCAGGUGGUAGAGGAGACGAAAGACGUGGGGACAGUUUUUAACAUUCAGUAUUACUU